UACACUUUAAUUGGCAAUGGUUUUCUCCAGAUUUGUUGAAGUUGGUCGUGUUGUUUUAAUGAAGACUGGACCUUUCGCCAGUAAACUUGCCGUUAUUGUUGAAAUCCUUGACCACAAUAGAGUUCUUGUUGACGGUCCACAAGCUAUUACUGGAGUUCCAAGACAAGUUGUCAAUUUGAACACUAUUUCUCUUACCUCAUUUGUUGUUAACAAAGUUACUAGAGGUAUGACCCACAAGAAACUUUGCCUCAGAUUCACUCAAGACGCUAUCAUUAAAAGAUUCAAUAAAACUGCUACUGGUAAAGCAAUUGAAAAGAGAAUUCUUAGAGAAAAGAUGACUGAUUUUGACAAAUUCCAAGUCAGCAUUAUUAACAGAAAGAUUAAUGCUGCUGCUAAAAUUGCUGUCAGUAAGAAAGCUCAUUAAUUGAAUUUGGGGAUAUA
Molecule: messenger RNA, 441 nt
Organism: Entamoeba histolytica HM-1:IMSS
Lineage: Eukaryota; Evosea; Mastigamoebida; Endamoebidae
Product: 60S ribosomal protein L14, putative
Exons: 1
Coding region: 17-424 (135 amino acids)
Biological process (GO): ribosomal large subunit biogenesis; translation
Cellular component (GO): ribosome; cytosolic large ribosomal subunit
Molecular function (GO): RNA binding; structural constituent of ribosome
Source: RefSeq, a predicted model, not a curated record